This is a messenger RNA of Aphanomyces invadans, 779 nucleotides long. RefSeq lists its product as hypothetical. Gene Ontology annotation, cellular component: nucleus. The coding region runs from base 67 to 651 and encodes 194 amino acids. The record is from RefSeq and is a predicted model, not a curated record. Lineage: Eukaryota; Oomycota; Saprolegniomycetes; Saprolegniales; Verrucalvaceae. Gene Ontology annotation, molecular function: protein binding; ubiquitin conjugating enzyme activity. Gene Ontology annotation, biological process: proteasome-mediated ubiquitin-dependent protein catabolic process; protein polyubiquitination. The transcript has 5 exons.
UUGGAGAAGAAACCAUACAGUCAUCAAGUUUCCACCGAAUUCGUCGCACGCUGACCCGGCGGCGGCAUGGCAGGACGCAUCAGGAAGGAGUUGGAAGAAUGCCAACGCGGCGUUGAAUUGUCCGGUGUCUCGGCGUCGCUGCGCUCAGACGGCGUUUGGGAUGCCCUCGUUGGUACCAUCCGCGGGCCCGUGGGUACGCCGUAUGAAGGCGGCCAUUUUGUGCUGGAAAUCAACAUCCCAAAGACAUAUCCCUUUGAGCCGCCGAAGGUUCGAUUUGAAACGAAGAUUUGGCACCCCAACAUUUCGUCGCAAACAGGAGCAAUUUGUCUCGACAUCCUGAAAGAUGCGUGGUCCCCUGCCCUAACGAUCAAAACCACCCUCUUAUCCAUCCAAGCGCUGUUAUCUGCUGCCGAACCCACAGACCCACAGGACGCGGAAGUGGCGCGCAUGUACAUUCACGACAAAGAACGUUUCAACAGCACGGCGGCUUUUUGGACGCAAACUUAUGCCACGGAAAAGUCGGAGAACGACAGCGAAGCAGUCCAACGCCUCAUGGACAUGGGAUUCCCCAAGGAUAAAGUGCACAAGGCGUUGGCAGAAGCCAAGGGCGACGAAAAUGCCGCGGUCGAACGACUCCUGACAACUAUGUAAUGCCGUGUAUAUGAAUACUUUCAUCGUGCUCUUCCCAUAUUCAACCUUCGCACAAUCGUUGCGGACAAUAAGAUCAUCUCAUCAUGGGACGCAUGCACCCUCACACAUCUCAUGUCGUUGGCUCAUCG